Anarrhichthys ocellatus (wolf-eel) is the source of this 1864-nucleotide messenger RNA. It is a transcript of the gene acyp1, whose product is annotated as acylphosphatase 1, erythrocyte (common) type. Gene Ontology annotation, molecular function: acylphosphatase activity. The transcript has 2 exons. Lineage: Eukaryota; Metazoa; Chordata; Actinopteri; Perciformes; Anarhichadidae. Bases 182 to 478 code for a protein of 98 amino acids. The record is from RefSeq and is a predicted model, not a curated record.
UACAACGAGCUUUCCUGUAUUCAUACGGAAUGAAUAAUACGCUAAACGUGUUAAUUAUCGAGGUGGUAAAUCGUUAGAACAUGCAUUAGGUUAGCAUAGCUUGUAGUAGCUAUACCGUAGCUAACAAUAAUACACAACACGUAGCUAGCUGCUGUCUUGUUUCUCCUGUUCCAGGUACACUAUGAGCAACGAAGACCUCAUUUCAGUGGAUUAUGAAAUUUUUGGCAGAGUGCAAGGCGUGUUUUUUCGGAAGUACACUCAAGCUGAGGGGAGGAAGCUCGGUCUGGUGGGAUGGAUCCAAAACACAGGCACCGCAACUGUUCAGGGGCAGCUACAAGGCCCACGAAACCAGGUGAAAGAAAUGCAAGAAUGGCUGAAAUCCACCGGAAGCCCCAAGUCACGCAUAACCAAGGCAGAGUUUAAGAAUGAGAAAACAGUCGAUAGCCUAGAACACUCAUCUUUUAAGAUUGUAAAAUAAGAUAACCCAUAGUUUGUACUUGUAAUAUUACCUUUGACGCAGAUGUUUUAUUUAUUUUGUUUAUUUUAUUAGUUGGAAUGCAUCUCAAGUAUUGAAAUGAUUUAUGUUCAUCCUUAACAUCUACACAAUAGUGUAAUAAAAGUCCUUCCAGCCUGCAUCACAUUGUUGAAUUUUAUUGUAGCAAUAUAGGGAAUAUUUGACGAGGUGACUACAUUAUCCAGAAUCCAGCAGACAUCCUGGUGAGCAAAAGCAAGCUGCUGCCCUCCUUUGCAAAGGACUGACUCUGCGGGUGGCUGCGGAGAAUCACUGACAAAACAGCCAAAGAUGUAGGAUCAAUGAAUCCUCAAAUUGCGUUCAUUUGAAUAAUUUGGGAAAAUACUCAUGAAGAAAGUCACUGAUGAUGUCAGGAGGCAAACAAGAGGUAUAGAGGGAGCGGACAUGGCGUACAAAAUUAAAAUCGGACCAACUCUUCACACAAAUGUGAUGGAAUUGGAUAUUGACUUGUUGUAUGACAGAAAGAAAGUGGUACAUAAAUACAACAUGGGCCAUAAAUGGAAUCUGGGGGAUUAUUAAGAGUGAAGAUAAUACAUUUUCUCCCUUGGCUCGUCAUGUGAUAAAUGAUAAUUUACUUGUAUUUAUUCCAUUAUUUAGUCGAAUGUUUGUCUCCUCCGUUGAAAAUGUGGCGGGAACAAAUAACAGAAAUUGUUGUGUGAAAAGAUGCUAAGAAGAAUGAACUGGAAGUACGAUAUGGUUAAAAAAAACAAAGCUUUUGUGGAUAUAUAUCCGGAGGGAACAACCUAACCUUGACAAGAAUGUGAUGGUUUGGCUGUACAGUGCAUCUGUAACUGUUGCCCUGUACUAAAGCCAACCACAUUAUUUUAAACAAAUAACUGCCUUUUUUUUUUAUCAAUGUCUGUCUGUUCUCCUGCCUGUUUUUCUCUCUGUCUUUCUUUUGGAGUUGGAUAUUCUUUUUAUGAAACUCAUAAAGUUAAUAAAAUACAAGUCAGUAAACACAUGAGAUAGCACUCUCCGUACAGUAGGUGGCGCUACGCACAUUCACAGCUGGUUGAAAUUUGUCAACGAAUAAAGGAAAAGUACGUCGAGCAGUAGGUCCUCCACACCGGAAGAUGGCGCUGUUAGAUUUGGCUGUUGGCUGCUGCGGUCUGCUCUUGAUGUUGCACGUUGACUGUAAACAGCAGCCGAGGUUGAUUUUAGCAUUGUUUUCGAUAGUUUUUAUUUUUUAAUUUUAACAGGCAGUGUAUCCCGACUUAUUUUAAUGUUUCGCAAUCACAAAGUUGUGGAACUAGCUAACGUUAGCGUUAAGCUAACGGUACUGAGUGUUAGCUAGCAACGGCUAAUUUUAAGACAGCUGAAUGUUAUGAACAC